This is a messenger RNA of Drosophila subobscura, 794 nucleotides long. It is a transcript of the gene GstE2, whose product is annotated as glutathione S-transferase 1. Gene Ontology annotation, biological process: glutathione metabolic process. Gene Ontology annotation, molecular function: glutathione transferase activity. NCBI's taxonomy places the organism in Eukaryota, Metazoa, Arthropoda, Insecta, Diptera, Drosophilidae. Bases 110 to 769 code for a protein of 219 amino acids. The transcript has a single exon. The record is from RefSeq and is a predicted model, not a curated record.
UUCAUAGCGGUUGCCAAGCUUCGUCAACGGCACACAACUUUUUAGUCGCGACUAUUCCCUAGUUACGUUAGCAUUUGGCUUUUGACCUCUCGUCUGCCUGGAUCGUGUGAUGUCGAAUAUUGUGCUGUAUGGAAUGGAUAUAAGUCCGCCGGUGCGGGCCUGUCUGCUGACCCUGCGAGCCUUGGGCUUGGCCUUCGAGUAUAGGGAAGUGAAUCUCCUCGCAGGGGAGCAUAUGACCAUGGAGUUUCAGCAAAGGAAUCCCCAGCACACAGUUCCGCUUCUCGAUGACGGCGGUGCACUCAUUUGGGACUCGCACGCUAUCGUUUGCUACUUGGUCGACAAGUACGGAGAGUCGGACGAGCUCUAUCCCAAGGACCUCCUGAAGCGUGCCCAUGUCAAUCAGCGUUUGUACUUCGAUGCAAGCAUCUUGUACAUGGCCCUGCGCAGCAUUAGUGUUCCCUACUUCAUCCACGGUGUGAGCUUGGUGCCAAAAGAGAAGGUAGACAACGUCCGCGAAGCCUAUGGGCACCUGGAGUCGUUUCUGAGCGACAGUCCAUACGUCACUGGAGAUGUGCUAACCGUGGCGGACCUCUGCUGUGCGGCUACGGCCACCUCACUGGCCGCAGUUCUCGACCACGACCCCAUAAAUUAUCCCAAGAUUACAGCAUGGCUGGAACGCGUCUCGAAGCUGCCCAACUAUAUGGAGGAUAACUUACGAGGCUUGAACAAGUACAUUGGCCUGCUAAAGGGAUCUUUGACCAUCCUGUAAUACAUAGCUGUUUAACAAAUUAAAU